Molecule: messenger RNA, 1497 nt
Organism: Desarmillaria tabescens
Lineage: Eukaryota; Fungi; Basidiomycota; Agaricomycetes; Agaricales; Physalacriaceae
Exons: 7
Coding region: 1-1497 (498 amino acids)
Source: RefSeq, a predicted model, not a curated record
AUGGUUGCAGACGACGAAGGACAUCUUUCUAUAAUUGACUUCGAUAAGGAAAAAUUCAGAGGCCACAAGUUACAAAUGAAAGCUAAGCAUGAGUGGCUAGAAAGUCUAUUAGAUGGGCGAAGCGCUUGGAAACGUGUUAUCCUAAUCCAAGUCACAGUCAGACAAGCGGAUGCACAGGCCGUAAAACUAUUUCGGCCCGAACUUGUACCUGUCGUCACCACCUCAUCCCGAACUGCGAUGGCGCUUCCAUCUGAGCUCAUCUCCCAUAUUCUCUUUGAACUCUGGUCCACCCAAUCAUCCACUAAUGAAUACAUUCAAACUUUCUCAGCCUGCUCCCUUGUAUCCAAACAAUGGUCCGCCAUCAUCAAGGAGAUUAAUUCCACCCACUUGGUCACCUCCUUAUUCUAUAGCGGAGGUUAUCUGUAUACCAUCCCAUCAAUGUCAUCAAUGCCUCACCCGCUACUUUGCCGCACAAUAACGUUCAAAGUAGACUGCAUGCUCAAGCCAGAUGAUGUUCAGUAUGCAAAAUGCAACCCCUCAAUCACAGCUAAUAGGGGGACAGAAUCGGUCCUUCGAAGGCUAUUUAAUGGUCCUGUUACGCCUCCAGAUGGGAUUCAUAUCUACGUAUACUAUCUCGACGAUCCUCAGGUCCACAUUCCCCGCUUCUGGCUUCCUCUACAGACCACCCGGCUGACGAUUGUAUACCACUAUCGGUGGUGGGUAUUCAUCACUCUACCACGUCCCCUUCAUUGGACAGAAUUCCAGUCCCGCGUCAUGUUUGGCGAACGGGAGCUCCAUCAGUUUUUGCUUCAUGGGCCAGAUCCUGGCCCGGGCUUAUAUCCUGACUACGUCAAGCGGUAUAUUCCCAUGUUUGAACAGAGCAUUCCUCUGGGCUCUGUGGGAUAUAUUCAUCCAUUCUCUAAGAAGUUUAUCGUAUUGUUCAAUGCCAUUGAUCCGGCGUCCUCAGCGGAACCACGAAUCAAUCGGAUCCCUUCUCUCCUCAAGGACGGUCACAUAAAAGUUACCACAAACCCAAAAUAUUCCCCCUCGCUGGCAUGGGACUAUGAAUACAAAAAGUCAGACAUCCUUCACAAGCUUGGAGCUUGGACGAAGGGAAGAUCUCUUGGUCUUGGCCGUGCCAUUUGCCGGGAACUUGUAGGAGACCAAUUUGGUGACUGGUUGUCCGAGCACCGACAGACAAUUACGGAUGUGUUCGGAGAUCAUCAUCCUUAUAUUUGCAACCACCUGGAACUUGUUACAACCACCGUAGACUCUUCGCAAUAUGUUUGGUUUAUCGUUCUUGUCCGAACUUUCGGCUCAUCCGGAGACCUUCUCUACUUUCAAGUCGACCCUCAGGCGUCGCGUAACCCUGGACACCCUUGGGGGAGGAUUAAGCCUCUUGAUCAUCGUGAACCCGAGUUACUCUCCUGGGACCACGUCUCUACUGUGGGACAGUUGCCGAUGACUGUGCAGAUUCGUUGCCAUUUUAUCUCGUAG